Thamnophis elegans (Western terrestrial garter snake) is the source of this 8700-nucleotide messenger RNA. RefSeq names its product mucin 2, oligomeric mucus/gel-forming (gene MUC2). Bases 1 to 8700 code for a protein of 2899 amino acids. The transcript has 48 exons. Gene Ontology annotation, cellular component: extracellular matrix. Gene Ontology annotation, molecular function: protein binding. NCBI's taxonomy places the organism in Eukaryota, Metazoa, Chordata, Lepidosauria, Squamata, Natricidae. The record is from RefSeq and is a predicted model, not a curated record.
AUGGGGCCAGAGGUGACCAGCCUAUUGUUGCUAGGGCUGGUACUUUGCUAUGCAAGUGAAAUUAAAACAGUAAGAAAAUCUAACCAUGGCCACUUUGUCUGCAGCACCUGGGGAAAUGACCAUUUCAAAACCUUUGAUGGAGAUUUUUACCAAUUUCCUGGGGUCUGUGAUUACAACUUUGCUUCAGACUGCCGAGAAAGUUAUAAAGAGUUCUCUGUUCAUAUCCAGCGUGAGCAGAAUGAUCAAGGUCACCCUAAUAUCAAAUAUGUUCUUGUUACAAUCAAAGAUGUUGCUAUUUACCUCACUCACAAGAUGGUUGCAGUAGAUGAACAAAUGGUAAAGACUCCUUAUUAUGGUUCUGGUGUCCUGAUUGAGAUGAACAAUAUAUAUACUAAAGUCUAUGCAAAAGUGGGCCUAAUUCUGAUAUGGAACAAAGCAGAUGCUUUGAUGAUUGAGCUUGACUCUAAAUUCAACAAUUAUACUUGUGGCCUUUGUGGAGAUUAUAAUGGACAAAAUAUCUACAAUGAAUUUAUUUCAGAUGGAUUAAUCUACAACCCAAUCAUAUUUGGAAACCUACAAAAAGUUAAUAACCCCACAACAACAUGUGAAGACCCUGAUGAGACAAAGCCUAUUGAACUGUGCAAGCAGCAUCGCGAAGAGUGUUUCGCACUCCUAACUUCACCGGCAUUUGCGGAUUGCCAGAAUCGCCUGAAUCUAGAAAAGUAUGUUCAAGCUUGUAUGCAGGACCGAUGUUCUUGUCAGCAUGGAAGUGACUCUUUCUGCCUCUGCAGUACCAUCUCUGAAUAUUCACGACAGUGUUCCCACGCUGGUGGCAGUCCUCAGAAUUGGAGGACCCCUCAGUUCUGCCCGAGGUCAUGUCCCAAAAAUAUGAUUUACCUGGAAAGUGGUUCCCCCUGUAUGGACUCCUGCUCGCACCCGGAGAUCAGCAGGCUAUGUGAAGAGCACUAUAUGGAUGGCUGUUUUUGCCCCGAAGGCACAAUAUAUGAUGAUAUCACAGGGAAUGGCUGUGUGUUGUUAAGCCAAUGCCACUGUAAACUUCAUGGAGAAAUAUUCGCCCCCGGUCAGAAAAUUUCCAAUGAGUGUGAAGAGUGCAUUUGUCAAUCAGGGAGAUGGCGAUGCGAGGAGUUACCAUGUCCAGGUACCUGUGCUUUGGAGGGUGGAUCCCACAUAACCACUUUUGAUGGGAAGAAAUAUACCUUCCAUGGAGACUGUUACUAUGUGUUGACCAAGACCACUAAAAAUGACACACAUGUCCUUUUGGGAGAACUGGCUCCAUGCACUUCUUCUUCAGACAAGCAGACAUGCCUAAAAACAGUAGUGCUACUAACAGAUGAAAGGAAGAAUGUUGUAGUUUUCAAAUCAGAUGGCACUAUAUUGCUGAAUGACAAUGAGAUUCAUUUGCCAUACAGAACAGGUAGUUUCUCAGUUUUCCAGCCAUCAUCAUUCUACAUUAUUGUGUACACAAAUCAUGGGCUAAAGAUGCAGAUCCAGCUGUCCCCAGUGAUGCAACUGUUUCUCAUUAUGGAGGAAUUUGCCAAGGGAACUCUCCAAGGACUUUGCGGAGAUUACAAUGGUAUAGAAUAUGAUGAUUUAAAAACAUCAGGUGGAAUGGUUGAAGCAACAGGAGCUUCCUUUGCCAACUCCUGGAAAGCACAAGCUAGCUGUAGUGAUAUGAAAGAUCAGUUGGAACACCCUUGCUCUGUGAGUCUUGAGAUUGAAAAAUAUGCUGAAUACUGGUGCUCUUUAUUGAAAAGUACAGAAAGUCCUUUUGCCAGAUGUCAUUCAGUGAUUGAGCCAACGGAUUAUUAUAAGCGCUGUAAAUACGAUACCUGCAAUUGUAACUCCAAUGAACAAUGUUUGUGUGCUGCCCUAUCAUCUUAUGCAAGAGCCUGUGCUUCCAAAGGAGUCAUGCUGUGGGGCUGGAGAAAUGUGGUCUGCAACAAAGAAGAAACUUCUUGCCCAGCCAACCAGGUUUUCCGCUACAAUCUAACCACAUGCCAACAGUCCUGCCGUUCUCUUUCUGAUGGAGAUAAGUACUGCUUGAAAGGUUUCACUCCGGUCGAUGGCUGUGGCUGUCCUGACAAUACCUAUGUGAAUGAGAAAGGCACCUGCGUGUCUAUGCCUUAUUGCUCCUGUCAUCAUCAAGGCUUAUAUGCACAACCUGGAGAAUCUAUCAUGAAGGAUGGCAAACGCUGUGUUUGCAGAAAUGGAAGAUUUCAGUGUGUAACAGUGGAUAUACACCCUCACGAAUGUUCAUCCAAUAAGACAUAUUUUGAUUGCAACAACUUUGACUCUUGGUCUUCCCAAACACCAAUACAACUUAGUUGUCAAACAUUGGGUACCGGUCAGUUCCAGACUGAAUGUAUGUCAGGAUGUGUUUGCCCUGAUGGCUUGAUUGAUGACGGCCGAGGGGGAUGUGUAAAAGAAGAUGACUGCCCAUGUAUUCAUAACCAGGCGUUUUAUCCCAAUGGAGAAACAAUAAGCGUUGGCUGCAACACAUGUACCUGCCAAAAAGGAAGCUGGAAAUGCACCAACAUAGUGUGUUACGGGACAUGUACCAUUUAUGGCAGUGGCCAUUUCAUGACCUAUGAUGGAAAAUUCUAUGACUUUGAUGGUCACUGUGAAUACGUGGCUUCUCAGGAUUACUGUGGCAACCAGCAAGGAACAUUUAGUGUGAUCACAGAGAAUGUUCCCUGUGGAACGACAGGAGUUACCUGCUCCAAGGCCAUUAAAUUGUUUCUAGGGACCACCGAACUGAAGCUGCAAGAAAAACACGUUGAAAAAUUUGAGCGGGGUAACUACAGCUCUAUAACUUACUGGAUUCGUGGAACAGUUGGGAUGUAUACAGUAAUUGAAGCCAGCAAUGGAGUGAUGCUCAUCUGGGAUAAGAAGACAACUGUUUUCAUCAAGCUGAUGCCAUUUCAUAAAGGAAAAGUCUGUGGUUUGUGUGGUAACUUUGAUGACAAAGCCAGCAAUGACUUUACAACAAGGAGUAUGGCUCAAGACACAGUCAGUGCCUUGGCAUUUGGAAAUUCAUGGAAAAAGGAUCCGGCUUGCCCUGAUGUAGAGGUAGUCAUUGAUCCCUGUGAGAUGAAGCCACAUCGGAAAUCUUGGGCAGAAAAAGAGUGCAGCAUUAUCAAAAAAGAUGUUUUUAAAGCUUGUCAUUCCAAGGUGGACCCAGAACCAUACUAUGAAGCUUGUGUACAUGAUUCCUGUGCCUGUGAUACUGGGGGGGACUGUGUAUGCUUCUGCACUGCAGUUGCUGCCUAUGCACAUGAGUGUGUCAAAGCUGAUGCGUGCAUCCACUGGAGAACUCCAGAUAUAUGCCCAAUCUUUUGUGAAUACUUCAAUCCUGAUGAAGAUAAAUGUCAGUGGCACUAUGAGCCUUGCGGACGUGAUAUUUUAACUUGCAAAAUCCUCAAUCAAGUCACCACCAACUUUUCAGUGUCAUUCUUAGAAGGUUGCUACCCACGAUGUGAUCCAGAAACUCCAAUCUACAAUGAAGAAACCAAUUCAUGUGGAACAAAGGAUACAUGUGGUUGCUACCAUAAUGAUACUUACUACCCACCUGGAAGUCUCAUCCCCAGUUAUGAACUGUGCCACACUUGUUACUGCAACUCAGCAGGAAAUGUGACAUGUAAACCUAAAAAAGAGUGUUGUGUUUAUGAUGGCGAAGAGUAUGGAGUGGGACAAAAUGUCACUUCCCCCACUAAUCCAUGUGUGUACCUAAUAUGCACAUUAAAUGGCACCAUGGAAAUUAGAUAUGAUGGAUGCAUUUCAACUUCUCCACCUACAACCUCUCCCAGCACUACUACUCCUACCACCACCGCUACUACCACACCAAUGACUUCUACAACAGUUUCAACUACCAGCACUUCUACAAUAAGUUCAACACCUUGUGUAAGCCAAGAUUGUAAGUGGAUGGAUAAAUGGAUUUCUGUGAGUGUCCCAGGUAGGGGUCCUGAUAAAGGAGACAAUGAAACUUACGAAAACAUCAAACUGCACCACGUAGAGAUCUGUGACAACCCAGUAAACAUAUCAUGCCGAGCAAAGAAGUUUCCGGGCGCGUCUUUCGAGGACUUGCAGCAGAAAGUGACGUGUGAUGUUUCCAUUGGGCUGAUUUGCAAAAACAAAGACCAGGUUCCGGGACCUAUAAUUCCUGAAGCAGCCUGUCUCGAUUACGAAAUCAACGUCUGCUGUCCGGUCUGCUUUCCCACUACUCCCACAAGCUCUACUACUACAAUUACCACCACUCCAUCUACGACCACUCCAACGCCUACACCCACUCCAACACCUACUCCCACCUCCACAUCUACUACGGAAAGCACUACUACCACAAUUACCACCACUCCUACACCCACUCCCACUCCUACCAUCACCUCCACAACUGAAAGCACUACUACCACAAUUACUACCACUCCCACUCCCACUCCAACACCUACUCCUACCACCACAACUGAAAGCACUACUACCACAAUUACCACCACUCCAACGCCUACUCCUACCACCACUAUGGAAAGCACUACUACCACAAUUACCACCACUCCUACUCCCACUCCAACGCCUACUCCUACCACCACAACUGAAAGCACUACUACCACAAUUACCACCACUCCAACGCCUACUCCUACCACCACUAUUGAAAGCACUACUACUACAAUUACCACUACUCCUACUCCCACUCCAACACCUACUCCUACCACCACUAUUGAAAGCACUACUACAACAAUUACCACUACUCCUACUCCCACUCCAACACCUACUACCACCACUCCUGAAAGCACUACUACCACAAUUACCACCACUCCUACCCCCACUCCCACUCCUACCAUCACCUCCACAACUGAAAGCACUACUACCACAAUUACCACCACUCCAACGCCUACUCCUACCACCACUAUGGAAAGCACUACUACAACAAUUACCACUACUCCUACUCCCACUCCAACACCUACUCCUACCACCACUCCUGAAAGCACUACUACCACAAUUACCACCACUCCUACUCCCACUCCGCCUACUCCUACCACCACAACUGAAAGCACUACUACCACAAUUACCACCACUCCAACACCUACUCCUACCACCACUAUUGAAAGCACUACUACAACAAUUACCACUACUCCUACUCCCACUCCAACACCUACUCCUACCACCACUCCUGAAAGCACUACUACCACAAUUACCACCACUCCUACUCCCACUCCAACACCUACUCCUACCACCACAACUGAAAGCACUACUACCACAAUUACCACCACUCCUACUCCCACUCCAACGCCUACUCCUACCACCACAACUGAAAGCACUACUACCACAAUUACCACCACUCCAACACCUACUCCUACCACCACUAUUGAAAGCACUACUACAACAAUUACCACUACUCCUACUCCCACUCCAACACCUACUCCUACCACCACUCCUGAAAGCACUACUACCACAAUUACCACCACUCCUACUCCCACUCCAACGCCUACUCCUACCACCACAACUGAAAGCACUACUACUACAAUUACCACCACUCCUACUCCCACUCCAACGCCUACUCCUACCACCACAACUGAAAGCACUACUACCACAAUUACCACCACUCCAACACCUACUCCUACCACGACUAUUGAAAGCACUACUACCACAAUAACCCCCACCCCAACUCCCACUCCAACACCUACUCCUACCACCACUAUUGAAAGCACUACUACAACAAUUACCACUACUCCUACUCCCACUCCAACACCUACUCCUACCACCACUACUGAAAGCACUACUACCACAAUUACCACCACUCCAACGCCUACUCCUACCACCACAACUGAAAGCACUACUACCACAAUUACCACCACUCCAACUCCUACUCCUACCACCACUAUUGAAAGCACUACUACUACAAUUACCACUACUCCUACUCCCACUCCAACACCUACUCCUACCACCACUAUUGAAAGCACUACUACCACAAUUACCACUACUCCUACUCCCACUCCAACUCCUACUCCUACCACCACUAUUGAAAGCACUACUACCACAAUUACCACCACUCCAACUCCUACUCCUACCACCACUAUUGAAAGCACUACUACCACAAUUACCACCACUCCUACUCCCACUCCAACACCUACUCCUACCACCACAACUGAAAGCACUACUACCACAAUUACCACCACUCCAACUCCUACUCCAACACCUACUCCUACCACCACUAUUGAAAGCACUACUACCACAAUUACCACCACUCCAUUUACUCCCACUGCAACGCCUACUCCCACCAGCGUCUCAACUACGCCAUUCAUAGAAACACCUACAAGUACAACGCCGGGAUCGAGUACACUAAAAUCCUGUAUAGUCGGAGAUAAGCAUGUUCCGCCAGGAGAAAGUGGGGGGAUAUGUAAUUGCACCGAGUUAGUGUGUGUUACGGAUAACAUAUGGGAGAGGCGCCCUAUUAAGUGCAAAAAUCAUACUAAGCCCACGUGUGCCAAUAACCUUGCUCCUAUAGAAGUAUUGGAUAAAGAUGGAUGUUGCUCGCACUGGGAAUGUGACUGCUAUUGCACUGGCUGGGGAGACCCACAUUAUAAGACAUUUGAUGGCCUCGCCUACAGUUACCAAGGUAAUUGUACCUAUGUCCUAGUGGAAGAGAUUGUUCAAACCAUCCACAACUUUGGAAUGUACAUCGAUAACUACCAUUGUGAUCCAGCGGAAUCUGUCUCUUGUACCCGUACUCUCACCAUAAAGCACGAGUCCCAGGAAGUGCAACUCAAAACGGUCAAACUGAUUCCUAUGAAAGUAGAGGUGACUGUGAAUAAUGUGGCAGUGGGUUUACCUUAUGAAAAAUAUAGCCUGAAUAUUCACAAGGCUGGUCUAAACUAUGUGGUACAACUAACUAGAUUGAAGAUUAAUGUAACAUACAGUGGCAUGGCUUUCACAAUCCGGAUGCCCUUUCAGAUUUUUGCCAACAAUACCCAGGGACAAUGUGGAAAAUGCAACAACGUUAUCGAAGAUGACUGUAUGUUAAGGAAUGGGACUGUUAUACCUUCUUGUGAAAUAAUGGCAGAUGAUUGGAUUAUUUCUGAUCCAGAAAAGCCACAUUGUCAACAUAUGCCCCCAUCCCCACCUAUAAUUAAUCCUGACUGCAAACCAUCUGAGUUAUGUGAGCUUCUAAAAGGAAGUUUAUUUGAGAAAUGCCAUCCCAUUGUUGAUGUUAAAAGCUACUACGAUGCCUGCGUAUUUGAUAGCUGCAGAGCGCCCAACCAAUUCAUAGAAUGUGCAAGUCUUCAAAUUUAUGCAGCAACCUGCACAGAUCAGGGGGUUUGCAUUGACUGGAGAGGACAUACCAACAACGCAUGUCCCAUUAACUGUCCAUCCCAUAAAGUGUACGAAGCAUGUGGUCCUGCUGUAGAAGAAACUUGCAAAUCAAGCUUAACAGGACAAAGCCAGACACAACAAAUGGAAGGGUGCUUCUGUCCUAAUGGGACAAAACUUUAUGACAGUGCUAUGGAUGUAUGUGUGCAAACGUGUGGAUGUGUUGGACCAGACAAUAUUCCCAGAGAGUAUGGGGAGACCUUUCAGUUUGACUGCAAAGACUGUAUUUGCCUGGAAGGUGGAAGUGGCAUUAUCUGUGAACCCCUCAAGUGUCCAGUACCAGAUCGUGAACUACAGUGUGAAGGAGAAGGAUAUCAUAAGAUCACCCAAAUUAAUCCUGAUGACAAAUGCUGUUCAGACAUCGUGUGUGUGUGCAACACCACUCAAUGUACAACCAAACCUCCUCAGUGUGAUCCAGGAUUCAUAGCUGUUGCUAACACCACUGAAGAACAAUGUUGUCCUUCUUAUCAAUGCAAUCCUAAAGAAGUGUGUGUGAAGGAUGGUAACGAAUACAAGCCUGGUUCAGAAGUCUUAGGAAGCAAGUGCGAAAAGUGUAAAUGCACAAAUAAACAGAACAGCACCACUCUUCUGAAUAUCAUAGAGUGUAAUGUUAUCCCAUGCAACGUGAAGUGCCAGGAGGGCUAUACUCCUAUUCCACACCCUGGUGAAUGCUGUCCAACAUGCGUGCAGACAAGUUGUGUUAUAAGAACAAUAGAAAAUGACAUUGUCAUCUUAAGACCUGGUGAAAGUCAGAAUGAUCCAAAAGACAACUGUACUAUUUACAGCUGUACGAGGAUUCACAGGCAGCUGAUUUCCUCUACCUCUAUGAUUCAGUGCCCAACAUUUGAUGAGAAUAAAUGCCAACCGGGCACCAUUGUACCCUUGCCUAAUGGAUGUUGUAAGACAUGUAUAUUGAUGCCAGAUACCCCAUUGUGCAGUCCCAUUCAAACAAUGGACCAGAUCAACUACAAUGGCUGCCAUUCAGAGGAACUAGUCCCUGUGACUCGGUGUGAAGGAACAUGUGGAACUUUUUCACUAUACUCUCCUGAAGCUAAUUCCAUGACGCAUACGUGUGGCUGCUGCAGAGAGUCAAAAACAACCAAGAAAGAAAUCAUGCUGUUGUGUCCUGGUGGCAUCAGAAAGAAAUACAGGUACAUCCAUGUAGAACGCUGCGAGUGCAUGAAGUCUGGAUGUGGCAUCGACCAAAGCUCCUCAGAAGAAUACAUGGAGAACAAAGGAAACACCACGCAAGUGCCCCAGGAAGAGAAAGCAUUAGAACGGGUCAGGAAAGCUCUGAGGGCCAUCGGGAAGAGAACUUAA